Cutaneotrichosporon cavernicola is the source of this 435-nucleotide messenger RNA. RefSeq lists its product as uncharacterized. The transcript is spliced from 4 exons. NCBI's taxonomy places the organism in Eukaryota, Fungi, Basidiomycota, Tremellomycetes, Trichosporonales, Trichosporonaceae. The record is from RefSeq and is a predicted model, not a curated record. Bases 1 to 435 code for a protein of 144 amino acids.
AUGACCAACGGCCACCAGGACAAACAGCAGACGCCUGCCAAUGACGCCAUCCCUGACAAUCUCGUCUCUAAACUCCAGGAUUGCCCCGUCUUCGACGUCAAUGAAAACCUCUCUGGCCCCCCGGUUACGGACGGCCCGAAGCGCAUCGUCGCCAACGUCUCGUAUCUCUGUUCCAACCAGAUAUUUGCGCCCACCGUCGAGUCCCAGGUCCCCAUCGAGACUCCACCUUCCAUCGAGGAGUUCGCGUUCCACUUCAAGAACAUCGACCCCGGCUACAAACGGUCCCGCUGCGUCGUUGGACACGUCUUGCCCGGCGGCAGCAUCUAUAAUCGUCACGGCGCCACCCUUCACAGCGCCGAUCCCCAACUUCGAGCGCCCACCGUUAUGGGAAGCCCUUGUUGGCAAGGCCAAGUUGUCAAAGAGGGUCAUGCAUAA